UUUCUCUUUCUCUCUCUAAACUUGUUGGUUGUUUUCAUAAAAAACCUCUCUUUUGUCCAUGCUAUUUCGUCGAAUCUCUCAAUUCCAAGCCUCGAACGGAUCAUCCACGACUUGUUUGUCCAAAUCCAACAAAACCCACGUCGAUUUUUCGCAAAGAGGGGAAUAUGAACUCAAAUCUCGUUCUUUCUUGUGUAUGGAUUACAUGCAUCUUAUUGGUACGUUCGUGAAACUGUUCCGACGGGUUGCGAGGUUUGGGAGAUGACGAGUCAGGUGGUGAAGGUUCGGAAGGCCACUCUUGCUUCGUGCAUGACAUGCCCUCUCUGUCACAAGCUAUUGAGGGACGCUACCACCAUAUCGGAAUGCCUUCAUACGUUUUGCAGGAAGUGCAUAUUUGAGAAACUUACAGAUGAGGAAGUAGAUUGCUGUCCGAUUUGCAAAAUAGAUCUGGGUUGUGUUCCGGUGGAGAAGCUCAGGCCGGACCAUAAUUUGAAUGAUGUAAGGUCAAAGAUUUUCCCUUUCAAAAGGAGAAAGGUUAAGGCACCUGAAGUUGUACCUUCAUUGCCAGUUAGAAGAAAGGAGAGAUCACUCUCAUCACUGGUUGUCAGCACUCCCAGAGUGUCCACACAGACUGGCUUGACUGGAAGAAGAACAAAAGCUGUUGCAAGAAAGUCUACCGCUUUACGAGGAUCCAGUUUUACUAUUGAGGAUCCAGUUAAAAAAGAGGAGGAUGCUGAGGAAGAUCAGCCAGGGAGCUCAAGCUCUCCUGAGACCCUAAACAAGAUUGUUCAAACUAGAAGGCAGAAUUCUUCUAUUGCCGAGUGUUCUAACCACCACCUGCCCAAUAAAGAGGUGGAGAAUGGUACUGAGCCAUGGGCUGGAAAAGUUGACUGGAAACCCUUAAACUGCCUGGUUGAAGCUGCAAAUAGAACGAAGUCUUUUAAGUCACAAAAUUCUGUUGCCAAAUCAGAACUGCCGUCUGCCUCUGACAGUGAAGUGCAUGUUCCCAAAAGCAAGGUUAAGGAACAGGCAAACAAAUCAAAAGUCCAGGACACCAAAACUAGCACUGUUGCACCUCCAGGAUCUGGGAAACCUAGAAAGCUCCAUGGGAUUAGCCGAAAAAGAGCAUCUGCUUCGAGGGAGCUGGGCAUGUCUGCGCAAACUGUGCUUGAUGCUCGGGGUGUUAAACGUGACAGAAGAGCUAGUCCAAUCUGGUUCUCCUUAAUGGCUUCUGAAGACCAGGAAGGAGAUGCACCAUUGCCACAGAUACCUUCUUGUUACCUGAGGAUUAAGGAUGGUAAUGUACCUGUUUCGUUUAUCCAUAAGUACCUCAUGAAGAAACUUGAUCUUAAAAGUGAAACUGAGAUUGAGAUCACCUGUCGGGGGAAGCCAGUCAUGCCCACAUUGCAGCUGCACAACGUAGUGGAUUUGUGGCUACAGAUGGGAUCAACAUCAAAAAGAGUGCCAGCGUCUGUGGGAACCUCAGCCAAGGACUUUGUGAUGGUGUUGAGGUAUGGCCGGAAAGUUCGGCUCCAUUAGGACAAGACAUGCUUCUGCUUUUCUUCACCUGCAUAUGUUCACUAAGCAGAAGCCUUACGAACUUUAUUGGUACCCUUUAUCCCUAUCUUUCGUUCAAGGAGCCUCCUUGCAAGAAUUUUGGUUGUCAUUUACUGCUCAUUUAUGCGAUUGUCACCUUCCAUCAGAUGUGUUUCAGCUCUUUGAUGCAAUACCAUGUUUACCUGUUUAUCUCCCCCCCCCCCCCCAAUUCACCUUUUCAAUCAGUUCUUUUCUUAUUUACUCUGUAACAAAAUGAGUUGUUAGCUUUGAAAUGGUAAGUUAAGGUUUCACUGAUGCGUUUGAAUAGGUUGAGGAUCAA
Molecule: messenger RNA, 1873 nt
Organism: Telopea speciosissima
Lineage: Eukaryota; Viridiplantae; Streptophyta; Magnoliopsida; Proteales; Proteaceae
Product: E3 ubiquitin protein ligase DRIP2-like
Exons: 8
Coding region: 259-1536 (425 amino acids)
Molecular function (GO): ubiquitin-protein transferase activity
Source: RefSeq, a predicted model, not a curated record